Messenger RNA from Funneliformis caledonium, 146 nucleotides. The record is from the annotation of a GenBank genome assembly. NCBI's taxonomy places the organism in Eukaryota, Fungi, Glomeromycota, Glomeromycetes, Glomerales, Glomeraceae.
AUGAACCGAUUUAUUUUUGUAUUUGCUGCUAUUUUAUUUGCUGCCAUGGUACCUAAUGGUGAAGCGUACCCUACUACGAAAAGGUGCGGCGGCUGUGGCAAUUGGGAUCAUCCCGAUUCCGUUUCCGUAACCCCUACAACCGACGC